AUGGGCUGUGCGGGGUCUUCUCCCGAUUUCCACCAGGGCACCUUUUCGGCCAGUCUUCAGGUGGUCGCCUUUGCAGCCUCCCUUGCCAGCUUCCUGUUGCCGCGGAUCGCCACUCUGGGCUGCGUGGCGGUGGUGGUGUACAUCCUCGGAUCCCUGAAGUGCUCCCUGGGGGUCUUGCUGCUCAGCGUGCUGGUUGGGAAGAUACACCAGAACCACCACGAGCGGGCAGUGAUCUACUAUAGCUGGACGCUCGACAUUCAGCCGUUCCCCUGCUGGAAGCUGGUGCUGUCGAUGGCCGCCUGCGUGCUGGGGGGGUUCUGCGGGCAUCAUCUCUGGGAGAACUACUGGCAGCAGUACCAAGAGGUGUCCCUGCUCAAGGCCUACCGGGGCAUCGACCCCGGGGUGGUCCCGGGCCGGCAGAUCCAGGACGCCGGGGCGGUUGACUUCGCCAGAAGCGCGGGGGUGGACACCGAGCACGCGGGCUGCUUCAUGCACGCGGGCCGCACCUACUGCGUGGCGCCCAUCGUGACCAACGGAACGAUUCAGCACGACAUCGGCAACGCGCCCCGCUACGGCAGCUACGACUACUUCGCGGUGGGGGUGGACUGCUGCAGCUGCCCGGACCUGGACUUCCGCUGCGGCCCGGUGGCGCACCCCUGGGCCGAGGGGGGCAUUCGCUCCACAGACCUGGAAGCCAGGCCCUUCUUCAGGCUGGCGGUGGAGGCGUGGGCCAGCAGCUUCCGGAAGACCGCCAGCCACCCGCUCUUCUUCGAGUGGGUGGAGUCCCCGGUGAAGCACUGGCCUCUUCGAAGCAUUUGGUGCCCCCGUGUUUUUUUUAGAUUGGGACUCUGCACCAGAUUUCGACCCUCUGAAGCCAUCCGCGUCUUCUCUUCGCUUCAGGCCUUGGUGGCCCAUCAGCUGGCAUCGCCUCUGCAGGUGCCGGGGCCUCCCGAGGGCUUCGGCGACGCCUGGCGCCGGUUCCUGCCGGAGAUGCUGGCGAGCUAUAAGGAGUUGGGCCCUGGGGGGCUGGGAUUUUGGGGAGCAGACCCCGCUUUCUGGGCGGUCUUGCGGGGGGGGACACCAAAAGGAAAGGGUGUGUUUUUGUGUUGUAGAAACAAGUGUUUUUCUCCUUCAGCAAACCGCUUUUAG
Molecule: messenger RNA, 1149 nt
Organism: Effrenium voratum
Lineage: Eukaryota; Dinophyceae; Suessiales; Symbiodiniaceae
Source: the annotation of a GenBank genome assembly